AGAGCUAGCAGAGAUGAAGGAGUUUGAAGUUAACAGAUGUGUGAAGCCACAUGGCUUUGGCACAGUGACAGAAUACCAGUUGCAUCAUUUUGCAGAUGCCUCAGAGAAGGCUUAUGGAGCAGUGUCCUACCUUGUCAUGAAGAACACCAGCAGUGAGCUACACAGCAGUCUGGUGAUGGCCAAGUCUCAUCUAGCGCCAUUAAAAACAAUGACGAUACCUCGUCUUGAGCUUGCAGCAGCGACCCUUGCUGCUAAGCUUGAUGUUGCAGUGAAGAGAGAGUUAGAUGUACAGGAACCGAUCCACUCGACAUUCUGGACAGAUAGCACCAUUGUGCUGCAGUACAUUAGAAGUACAGACGGGAGGUUUCGCACAUUUGCAGCCAACAGAAUAGCUACCAUACAUAAUGCAUCAGAAGCAAGUCAGUGGCAUUAUGUAGACACAAAGUCAAACCCUGCUGAUGACAUAUCAAGAGGGAUGUCAGCCGGUGAGCUUAAGAAGAGCACAAGGUGGCUACAAGGACCAGAGUUCCUCCUAAUGCCACAAGAACACUGGCCAAAGGAACCACAAGUUAUGGAACCCCUAAGACAGAGUGAUCCUGAGCUUAAGAAAAGCAAGGAGCAAGUGCAGAUAUUUGCUGUAGAUUCCGAAGAGAACAAGGCGACAGACAAACUACUCCAACACUACUCAUCGUGGCACAGGCUAAAGAAGGCUGUAGCAUGGAUCUUGCGAGUGAGAGAGUACUUGCAGAACAAGAAUGGACGUGUGCCAAGUGACAUGAAGAAGCCACUAACAGUAGAUGAUCUUGACAAGGCAGAACAAGCAAUCAUCAGACACGUUCAACGACAAGCCUACACAGAUGAAUACCAGACACUGCACACAACCGCCAACCCUGUGAAGAAAUCCAGUCCUCUCUACAGACUGGACCCAAAAAUCAACAGUGAAGGAGUGAUGUGCGUCGGAGGGAGAUUGAAGAAUUCCAAGCUGCAGACACAAGAAAAACAUCCUGUCAUCCUUCCAAAGAAGAAUCACAUUGUCGAGCUAUUGGUGAGACACUUUCAUGCUGUAUCAGGUCACUCAGGGAGAGAGCAUGUUAUGUCAUUGGUGAGACAGCGGUACUGGGUGAUCGGAGGAAGAACCACAGUACGACAGGUGUUGCAUGAUUGUUUUGUGUGCAAACGCCGAUCAGCUUCACCCAGCAUUCAGAAGAUGGCCAAUCUACCUGAAGACCGAGUAACCCCUGAGAAACCACCAUUCAACUACGUCGGAGUAGACUGUUUUGGGCCAUUUUUGGUCAAGCAAGGCCGAAGUCAAGUGAAAAGAUACGGCUGUAUCUUUACCUGUUUGGCGAUUAGAGCAGUUCACAUCGAAGUUCUGCAUUCUAUGGAGACCGACUCCUUUCUCAAUGCCUUGCAGCGAUUCAUGGCCAGACGCGGUCAACCAGAACUGAUCAGAUGCGACAACGGCACCAAUUUUGUCGGAGCUGAGCGUGAGCUGAGGGAAGGGAUCAAACGAUGGAACAAGCAGCAGGUCCAUGAAUAUCUUCUUCAAAAGGGGAUCAGAUGGAAAUUCAACCCACCGGCAGCGUCCCACAUGGGAGGACCCUGGGAGAGACAGAUCAGAACAGUCAGGAAAAUUCUGAACACUGUAAUGAAGCAGCAAGCUCUGCAUGACGAAAGCCUAUCAACCAUGAUGUGCUUGGUUGAAUCAGUGAUCAACGGACGCCCACUUACAGUAGUAUCUGAUGACGCGAGAGAUCCAGAACCCUUGACGCCAAACCAUCUUCUCCUGUUGCGUCAGAACGGCGCAUUGCCAGUAGAUAUAUUCCAGAAGCAAGACCAGUUCAGCCGUAAAAGGUGGCGACAUGUGCAGUAUCUUGCGGAUGUCUUUUGGCGCAGAUGGAUACGAGAAUAUCUACCCACACUGCAGCAGAGAGGCAAGUGGAACGAGCCAGUACGGAACAUUGAGGUCGGAGACAUCGUUCUCAUUGUUGAGGAUCAACCGAGAAACCAGUGGUCCUUGGGGAGAGUCGUCGAGAUCUACGCUGGUGAAGACAAGCUGGUCCGAUCAGCAAAAAUAAAGACAAGGUCAACCACACUCGUCAGGCCCAUCCACAAGCUAUGUCUGAUGGAGUCUGCAGAAGCCAAGGAGAGAUGAGGUAUCAACCUUUAUAUUGGAGAGCUUUACACCAGUUUUGGAGUACGGAGUAGGCAAGAGGAGAGUAUCAGUGUGUCAUUUGUGGAAUUUACACAUGUAAAUGAUGUCAUGCAUUGAAGUAUGACAGAGGUGCGAGCCUAGCGCCGCCUCUUUUGUGAGCCUUUGAAUUGGCCACACUCCACCCUACAUGUAUCAGGCUGAAUCGCACACCUGUGGAGCACCGGAACAAGUCAAGAGAGAAACAGUCAUCUCGGACAAUCGAACGUUUCUGAGUUGGACUGCGCAAUCUUCGAGAACAUUGCAAGACAUUUUGUAUCCAUGAUUGACAAUGAUCAGAGUGCCACUUUAAGUUUGUCAAAUCAAGUGAUUUUCAGAUUUUAUGCAAGUUGCAUUUAAAUGUUGCUUAAUUGUGUUAUAAUUGUUGUUAUUACUGCAUAUGAUUACUGCCCAAAUUGGAUCUCAUCUUGAAAUUCUACUGAUUGUGGUAAAACAUUUUUCAAGACACCGUAGGUAUGUGAUUUGUAUUGCAUGUGACAGUGUUGCCAAUCUCUGAAAAUAGUUUGGAUUUGAUUAUGCAUGGUAUGUUUGAAUUCCUUGUGAAAUUUGCUACUGCUCAAGAGAAAGUUACAGUGGAAUUCUAAGUAGAUGAAGCACAAUAUGCGUGUAUUUCUAUCAGAUCUGGAGUCAAGUUGUAAAACAAGCAGUUUUUCUAUUUGCAGUUGAUUUCCCCAUGAUGGAUCAGUUAAUGUUCAGCGUAUUAUAGCCACAUGUUAAAAUGUUCAUGUUUGUUAUUACUAAAGUAGCAGUUUUAGAAACUAGUUCAUAGUUCGAGUUAAAGGAGCAACAUAGUUCAGUGUAAUUUUAGUAAAUGAUCAUAAUUUAGUAUUCUCAUUUAAGGGGCCGGGAUGUUGCGGGUAGGAAAGUUUUCCAGUUCGUUCGUGACGUCAUAGGCGUAGAAUUUUCUUGGUCAACAGAGGGCGCUCUCAGCGCGCCAGUAUUGUCACAUAUUUUUGUCAAGUUUGUAGAAAUCCGUCAAAAGGUUCCUUUGAUUUUGCAUCAUUAUUCGAUACGCCCAAUGUUAUUGAACCGCAUUCGCAUUCAACUUCUGAGUGUACAAAACCCGUCACACAUUUUGCUAUUGGUACAAUACAUGGGAAACAGUUAAA
Molecule: messenger RNA, 3321 nt
Organism: Patiria miniata (bat star)
Lineage: Eukaryota; Metazoa; Echinodermata; Asteroidea; Valvatida; Asterinidae
Exons: 2
Coding region: 14-2155 (713 amino acids)
Biological process (GO): DNA integration
Molecular function (GO): nucleic acid binding
Source: RefSeq, a predicted model, not a curated record